UGCGUGAACAUUGCUGUUUCAGGGGGACACCGACUGCAAUUACUAGCACACACACACACACCCUCACCAGGGAUGCAUCCCCGCGGAAACGAGAUUAAAAACUCCCUGUUUAAGUCGCACCGACUUUAGAAUGGUGCAUAAAAAUGUAAACGGUGGGGUUUGCCCAACUCAAGCCGGAGAAAAGAAGAACAAAGUCGGCUUUGUAGGAUUGGACCCAGGGGCUCCUGAAUCAAGCAGGGACGGGGUGCAGCUGAUUGCGGGAUCGGAAAACACAAAACGGACCAGUAUCCUAUGCAGACGGAGAUCCAGCGCUGUAAGGGGUGGGAGAACGCCCAAGAAAAAUCCCAGCUAUAGGAAACUACAGAAUUUUCUUUAUAAUGCACUUGAGAGACCGCGGGGAUGGGCGUUUAUCUACCACGCUUAUGUCUUCCUGCUGGUGUUUUCUUGCCUCAUCCUCUCUGUUUUUGCUACAAUCAACGAGUUCAAGGACAGCUCAGAGACUGCUUUGUACAUUCUGGAAAUAGUGACAAUUGUGGUGUUUGGUGUGGAGUACAUCGUGAGGAUCUGGGCUGCAGGUUGCUGCUGUCGCUACAGAGGAUGGAGGGGGAGGCUUAAAUUUGCCCGCAAACCUUUCUGUGUCAUUGACAUCAUGGUUCUGAUAGCGUCCGUGUCGGUGCUGGCUGCUGGAUCACAGGGGAAUGUCUUUGCCACCUCAGCCAUACGCAGUCUCCGCUUCCUGCAGAUCCUUCGCAUGCUGCGCAUGGACAGGCGUGGGGGCACGUGGAAACUGCUAGGAUCAGUGGUCUAUGCUCACAGCAAGGAGCUUAUCACUGCUUGGUACAUAGGCUUUCUCUGUCUCAUCCUGGCUAGUUUCCUGGUGUACUCGGUGGAGAAAGACAACAACGAGAUGUUCGAGACUUAUGCUGAUGCUCUGUGGUGGGGGCUGAUCACCCUGACUACCAUAGGUUAUGGUGAUAAGUUUCCUAAGACCUGGAAUGGACGUCUCCUGGCUGCAACAUUCAGUAUGAUAGGAGUGGCUUUCUUUGCACUCCCAGCUGGUAUCCUUGGGUCUGGCUUUGCCCUGAAAGUCCAGGAGCAACACAGACAGAAGCAUUUUGAGAAGCGACGCCAACCUGCAGCUGGUCUGAUCCAGAAUGCUUGGCGAUUUUAUGCGACAAAUCUUGCUCGGACUGAUCUGCUGUCAACGUGGGAUUUUUAUGAGGAGAAUGUUUCCCUCCCAAUGUACAGACUCAUACCUCCCCUGAAUCAACUGGACCUCUUGAGGAAUCUGAAGGCCAAAUCUUUCAGCAGGAAGAACUCACAGACAGAAGCAUCCCCCAGUAUUGACCAUUCACACAAAGACGACUUGCUUUGUGGGUGCUUCCCGAGAACCUAUAGCCGGAAACCAAGCCUUAAGGACAAGGCGUAUCCUAGUCCCUCUAAGGCGGCUGGGGCAAGAGGGAAGGCCCUGUCCCCUGGGCCUGAAGAUGGGGCAGAGGGAGUCCCAAGCUGGAGCUUCACCGACAGGGCCCAAGGGGCCAUGCAUGCUUUCCGAGCCAGGGGCAGCACUGCGCGCCAAAACUCAGAUGUGCUGAUUGAAAUGCAGGAAGAAGACUUUGGAUUGAAGAGUUCUCCAGCAAUUGAGGGCUUAAUAAAGGCUUGCCUCCCAGGGGAAGACAUUGGGGACGAUAAGAGCUGCCACUGUGAAUUCCUUCAAGAUUUAUCUCCUGGGUUGAAGGUCACAAUCAGGGCAAUAAUCAUCAUGAGGUUUCUGGUGUCAAAGAGGAGGUUUAAGGAGAGUCUACGGCCAUAUGACGUCAUGGAUGUGAUCGAGCAGUACUCUGCAGGCCACUUGGACAUGCUCAGUCGGAUUAAGCAACUACAGUCCAGAGUGGACCAGAUUGUUGGUAAAGGUCCUCCGGAAAAAGGUGCCAAAAGUGUCGGUGAUGGGGAGAAAGAGGAUGACGACCCAAGCAUGAUGGGACGUCUGGUGAAAGUAGAGAAACGGGUGGGCUCCAUGGACAGGAAGCUAGAUUUCCUGGUCAACAUGUACGUGCAGCGCAUGGGGAUUCCACGCUCUGAGACAGAGGCCUUUUUUAAUUCCAAGGAGGUCUACCCAGCACCCCCGUACGUCAGCCCAGAAGAGAGCAAGGAGGAAAAGGAAAAGCUGGAGGUGGAAAAGAAUGUGAAAGAGGAGAAGGAGGAGAAGAGCUGCUCUGCCGCUGAGAUCCUCCGCUCCACAGGAUCCUCUGAGAAGAAGAAGUCGUCCCCCGAACAAAGGUCUUUGGGGACACCGUCCGGCAGCCGCAGCCGCCCCUGUACCUCCUGGGAGCACCAGUUGCAGCAUCCCCUUAGCCAGCCGGCCUGGAACAGCAGCGUGGCCAACACCCCGUCGCCGGUCGGUGGGGGCAGCGGGGAGCACUCCCCGUCCUUGUUCCGCCUACCACCACCUCCUCCGCCUAUCCACGAGCGCUCCGCCUCCGUGACGGGCGAGGGCAGCAGCCGGGAGGGCUCGUUCCAGGGCAGGAAGCGUAACAGGAGGCAGAGGCGUCAGCUGGACGUCGCCCCACCACCCGCGGCAGACAGCGACACGUCUCUGUCCAUCCCAUCGGUGGACCAUGAGGAGCUGGAGCGCUCCUUUAGCGGGUUCAGCAUCUCCCAGGCCAAGGAGGACUUCUUUGGGGCAUCAUUCUUCAGCGGGGUGGCAGGGGCGGUAGCAGACACCGGGGCAGGGGCAUCUCUCUGUGCCAGGGUAAGACCCUUCAUUGCUGAGGGCGAAUCGGACACAGACUCUGACCUGUACACCCCCGGCGCCCCUUCGCCCCUUUCCUUCAGCGGUGAGGGGGCGGGGGGGUAUGGAGACAGAGUCUGGCCGCCCCUCAAGUAAGCUAGGUUUGGAAGAACUGGCCUUUAGUAUGAUCUGGGAUAAGAUUAAGGUAUACAGUGAUCAAUUAGAUGUUGCGUGGUCAAGCUGAGACACAGUUACAAAUUAUAGGCACAUUCUUUUGCCCAGGCACUGCUGAACAGGUUUUUAUUUACAUAGGCGUUUUCCAUUUCAACGAAUGAGGUCAUAUGUAAUAAUUUUGUAAUCUCAAACAAUGACACAGUCAAUGAUAUGGCACGCAACCAUUGGUUGACGCAUGGAAUGUCUGAGCAGUGGAACACAACCUACGUGAAUUGCUUUUCACUGAUACGUUCACAAACAAAAGAAAGGUCUAGUUGAAUCUUGUAUGAUUAUGUGUAGGACAUUAAGGCAUUCCCCAAGUUUUUUGGGGGGGAUGAGUGUCCAAUCACCUGAAUGUUAAAUUAGAGGAUUUUCAUUUUAACUGAAGUAUAUAAUUCUCCUGCUUUCUGAACACUCACAGUAUUUUCUCUGGACCCAAAAAAUAUUGGACCUACUGAUUUGUGAAUAUAAUAGUCCAAUAGUCCUUACGAUAAGCCUUUAAAAACAAUCACUGCCUUUAUUACCACAUGACACAAUGCAUUCAUUUAAAAUUGAGUCUUUUUGUUUGGAUGCUAAACAAUUCUAAAGGCCAAACUAUAACAUGUUGAUGUGUUGUGUGCUGUAGUUUAUGUAGGCUACCGUUAGUCCUUGACAGAAAACAUUAUUGCAAAAAUGAAAAUAGAGGAGAACAGUUGCAGCCGUUCCACCCUCCUGAAGCAUAUGGUCUAAACCAAAGAGUUGACUCCAGGAAAAGCAUGCCUUAACGAGUUCUGUGAAGAAAAAAAUAAGCAUAGUUCUACAAUUUUUUUUGUAAAUUAUGUGAAAGAUUUGACUUUCAUCAUCAAGAUUAAAGAAGUUUGAUGACCAUAUUUCAGAGUAGUUGUAAAACUAAGAAAACGGAUACUAGGUAUGCUUUCUACUGUUUUAGUUUUUCAGCAACACUAUCUUACACUGGUUUCUGUUAAAUAGUUAACUUUGACAAACCACUUAACUGCAUGGCAUGUACAUUUGAAUAACUGCUGUAGGUAGAAAAAAGGUGUGACGGUGGCAAGUAUGUCCUAAACUAAUAGACAUUCCUUAAGCAUUGUCCUUUACAGAUGAUUAACAAGAUUAACUAAGAGGGAACAACAGGAAAAUAAAACCAAGAAACAAUGCAUGACUCACUUCAAAUUAAAUAUCCUCACCUUAAAGUUUGGGUCUAGGAGCUCUGAACAUUUCUAUAAAUGCAGUCUUGCUUGCAAGUUUUCAUAAUUUUUCAUGGGGUUUAUCAGAAUUCUGAUAAUAUGCACAAACAACUAGUUAUAAGUUAAUAAGCACUGAAUGAUAAAGAAAAACAUGCAUUUGAAUGUAACCCCAAUGCACCUUAACUCUCACCUUUACUAUUUGUUGUUCUUAUUUUUUGUGUGUAUAGUUAAAAUGAAGACAGCAAAAGUAUUAGUUGGUUUAGUAGCAUCAGAAGUCCAUCAUGAAGCCUUAACUAAUUUUCUGGGACAUAAGUAUUAUUACUGGUGUCAGAAUCACCCAUUUUGUAUUUUUUGUUGAUGCCAUUACAUCAUCGAAGAUCCAGAAGGUACUAAGCACUGUUCACAACAAAAAAUUCUAUAUUAAUUGUCGAAAUACAUGUUUCCCAGCAUGUUUUGUACAACCCAAUGAAAUUACCACAGCUUUUACAUUGGUAAUAUCUGUAGCUACUGUAUGUAUCUGCAUUCACAUUCUUCCUCAAAGACAAAGAAAAAAUAAACUUUGUACAUCACUGGGAUUGAGUUGAUGUUUAUUUUAUGGUCAAUUAAUAUAGAUAACCACUAAUUUCAGCUAAGGAAUAUAAAAAUAAACACCAAAUUCUGCUCGGUUUCAUUAUUGCUUCACCUGUUAGUGAAACAAAAUGGUAUCGUAUUUCAGAUGACUGCAGAAAAGCAGAACCAGCAUAGUGUAGUAAAAAAGUAAUCUCAAUAGAGGGUGGUAAAGACCACUUUUCCA
Messenger RNA from Esox lucius (northern pike), 4921 nucleotides. RefSeq names its product potassium voltage-gated channel, KQT-like subfamily, member 2a (gene kcnq2a). Gene Ontology annotation, biological process: transmembrane transport; potassium ion transport. Gene Ontology annotation, cellular component: membrane. The record is from RefSeq and is a predicted model, not a curated record. The coding region runs from base 131 to 2887 and encodes 918 amino acids. The transcript has 18 exons. Lineage: Eukaryota; Metazoa; Chordata; Actinopteri; Esociformes; Esocidae. Gene Ontology annotation, molecular function: voltage-gated potassium channel activity.